AUGGCCCCGGAUCAAGGAUGGAAGAUAUAUGUGGGAACCUUGACUACAAUCGUGCCAGCAACUGCGGCUGUGUGUGCGAGGUUCCUGGCAAGAUGGAUAGCGGGCAUACCAUAUUGGUGGGAUGACUGGAUGGUGGUGAUAGCCCUGAUUGACUGCUGGGCCAUGGCCGGUCUGCGGCUGGCAGAAGUGAUUUACUUGGGCCAAGGACAGCAUUCCGCCGAUUUGCCCUCGGAGACCGUCGUCAAAUUCCUCAAGAGUUUCAUUGCUGUUCAAAUGCUCUAUUUUAUCGAUGUCGUAUCCACGAAAGCCGCCUUUCUAUUUCUCUACUAUCGAAUCUUUGGCGUGAAUCUGUGGUUCCGACGCAUCCUCUAUUUCAUUGCUGCCCUACUCGUCGCCUUUUUCAUCGCUUGCCCAACUGUUGCUGUGGCUGGAUGUCAUCCGGUUUCCUACUUUUGGAACAGAAAUCAGGCCGGGUCGUGUAUCAAUGAGACCAAUUUCUUCCGCUGGAAUGGGAUUGCAAAUGUCAUUCUUGACUUUAUCAUUUUCUGUCUGCCGAUACCUAUGACCUUUCGCUUGAAUGCAACCCUACGGCAGAAACUGAUCAUUUGUUCUAUGUUCGCCCUUGGGUUUUUUGUCUGCGUGGUAUCUAUCAUUCGUAUCAUCGUUUUCGGAGACCAGAGAAAAGAUGACAUGACCUGGUCCACCACCGAUUCCGCUACGUGGUCUUCUAUCGAGCAGGCUCUCUCCAUAAUUUGCAUCUGUCUGCCAACUCUGCGUCCCUUAUUCCGAUCUCUAUGGGGCUCUACCCUCGAUAAUGAAUCUAAUCAGCGAAACAAAUACCAAUCCGACUCUCGUUCCAAAACACCGAGCAAUGGUAUCGCGCUUUCACGGCUUAAUUCGUCCGGUGAGGCGGAUAGUACAGCCGAAUUUGCGAGACUUUCAAAUAAUGAAGACCGCGACGACGAUGAUGAUGACGAAAGUCGGUCGCGGUCACUCCAUGGUUCAAAUGACGGCCAUGCUAACUUACAUAAUACAUGA
This is a messenger RNA of Talaromyces atroroseus, 1038 nucleotides long. RefSeq lists its product as hypothetical. The transcript has 4 exons. The record is from RefSeq and is a predicted model, not a curated record. Lineage: Eukaryota; Fungi; Ascomycota; Eurotiomycetes; Eurotiales; Trichocomaceae. Bases 1 to 1038 code for a protein of 345 amino acids.